Exaiptasia diaphana is the source of this 1287-nucleotide messenger RNA. RefSeq lists its product as uncharacterized. Lineage: Eukaryota; Metazoa; Cnidaria; Anthozoa; Actiniaria; Aiptasiidae. Gene Ontology annotation, molecular function: protein binding. Gene Ontology annotation, biological process: axon guidance; cell adhesion. The record is from RefSeq and is a predicted model, not a curated record. The transcript is spliced from 4 exons. Gene Ontology annotation, cellular component: plasma membrane. The coding region runs from base 114 to 1049 and encodes 311 amino acids.
AGGUUUUCUCUGGAAAUUCAGAUGUCUUUUCAUACGUAACAAACACAUUCAAUCGUGACGUUCAAGCUCGAUCAAUUCGGAUUAACCCUACGUCCUGGCACGGUCAUAUUUCAAUGAGAGCAUCAGUGAUUGGACGACGGAAAGGAAAGUUGGGUUCUCCAGUGUUCACCAAUCAAGAAGCCCCUACGUAUAUCACUGUCUACAAGAACCAAGAUGUUACAUUAAAGUGUGAAGCAGUAGGUGACACACCCAUCACUAUCACAUGGACACAUAAAGGUCAGGUCCUUCAGAGUAAAACAAGCGAUACACAUCUCAACCUGACUAAUGUGAAUACGGCUCAUGAGGGAUUCUACAAGUGCAGCGCUACCAACACACGAGGAGCGAACAACAAGAACAUUUACCUCCAUGUUAAGGAUUCAUUUGAUAUCUGCAGCAAUUAUCAUUCUCUCAACGACAACACAAGGAUGACAACCAGUUCUGUACCAUACGUCAAUGAUGACAGCAACCUCAAUGAGACCAUGUGGUACGUCUUCAAGAGUACUAAAGGGUUCUCUCGUAUACCGUCAACCUGUGUGGCCCAGAAUCACUGUGGAGCUACAGCCCCAGGUUAUAUGCAAGGAGCUUUACCUACAGUCAGUGAGGGUAUUGUYAAAAGAAAGGUUUGCUUUCAUAAUAACGGAGACUGUUGUCAGUACAGCGUGGAUAUCUAUGUGCGCAACUGCUACAUGUUCUAUGUCUACAAACUGAAGAAGUUGGAUUCAUCUUGGAAGGCAAGAUACUGRAUUGAAGUCGGUAUCAAUGAAAAUCCCAGCAAAAUGUUUUAUUCGUCAGAACAGUCAAAGGCUCUUAAACAUCACGUGUCUCAUCGACUGUAUCAAGUACCCAAUCAAUAUCAUUGUAUGACAUACUGUAAUCUUGGUAUCGGCUGUGUAUCUUUCAACUACAAUCAAGCACUAAUGACAUGUGAGCUGAACAAUGCAACAGGGGAUAUGUUUGCUCAUCAAUUGGCAUUUAAAAAACAUUAUCGACAUUACGUAUUGCUAACGUGAGAUGAGUAGGUCUCAAGGAAAAUAGCAAGAAAAUGUUAAUGAUAAUGCAUGAUCAUUAGUUAAAUUUCUUUGUGUUUUUCUUAUGACAAGGUUUUUCUUGAAAUUGAUUCAUUCGAGAAAUUUGGCCCCUUGCCCCUAGUCGUUUUGUUUGGUAUCUGCCAAUUGUUUCAUGCAAUUCAAAACGCUCUUUUAUGAAGAAACUUUUAAUAAUAAAAAUCCAAUAAAUGGUUGCUAAUGA